Penaeus monodon (black tiger shrimp) is the source of this 2227-nucleotide messenger RNA. Its product is annotated as sphingomyelin phosphodiesterase 5-like. The coding region runs from base 144 to 1568 and encodes 474 amino acids. The transcript has 10 exons. NCBI's taxonomy places the organism in Eukaryota, Metazoa, Arthropoda, Malacostraca, Decapoda, Penaeidae. Gene Ontology annotation, molecular function: sphingomyelin phosphodiesterase activity. The record is from RefSeq and is a predicted model, not a curated record. Gene Ontology annotation, cellular component: cytoplasm.
GCGCCGCCUAAUACCGGUGUGUAAGCGACCGAUGCCGAUAAGCUCAAGUUGGCCUUGGAUAAGUUAUCGUAAUCGGGGAAAGAGCAGCGUCUGACCGCAGGCGAGAAGAAGGCAGGCAGAUGAUUGUUCGGUAAGACAUAAAUAUGGUGCCCCGGAAGAGUUGCUACAACUGGUGGUUGUGGCAAGGACUUGAUUAUUUUUCAUCAUGUUUGACUAUACCAUUCCUUCAUCUUCUUUCACUGUGUCUCUCCUGUUACUAUCAAACAACUUUUGAUCGGCAACAACUGAGAGUGCUCUUCUUGAGGUAUGCAGUUGGAGGACCUAUACUGUUGAUGAUGACCAUUAUGAUAUCGCCUCUUGCUUUUAUUGGCUAUGUCAUAUGGGUAGCACUAUGCUCCUUCUGUGUUCAGCAGCCCUUUAUUUAUGUGGAUUCUGAUGAACAUCACUCGUCAGUUGUUACUCGGAAAUGUCCAUCAGCUUUUACCAUAUGCUCAUCAAAUGUAAUUCUCAUUCCUGAGAUUCUUGUGCGAUACAACAAUAAUAGGAAUGUAUACUGGCGGGCACAGGAGAUACCUACAAGGUUCAUGCGCCAUCAGACUCCAUCCCUGAAUGUAAUGAGAAAUUUACGUGAACCUGUGAAAAGAGAAGACAUUGUCCAGAGUUGGCUUCCAGAUAUUGAUGUGAUCAUGCUUCAGGAGGUAUUUGAAAGAUUGCGAGGGAGACAGCUUUAUAACAAGUUUUCCAAGAAGUAUCCUUAUUGCCUAUACAAUGCAGGGCAACAUAGUCUGAAAACUAAUUUGUGUUUAAUGGGAAGUGGGUUGUUUAUAGCAUCUCGCUUCCCAAUAAUGGAAGCUUCUUUUCAUCCCUUCUCCUACUCAACAAAAUAUGCUAAAUUUGUAGGGUAUGGUGUACUUCUGGCCAAGCUUUACCUGGGAAUGAAGAGCACAAAAGAUGAGUCAAUGAAAGCUGUUGGAUAUGUUGGUAAUACCCACACUCAGGCAUAUCAGGGGAAAGACAGAGUGAUUGUUCACCAAAUGGAAGAAGCCAGGAGUUGGUUGAAUGAAUUUGUUAAAGAGACACAUAACCCUCAAGAAGAAGUUCUGAUGUUUGUUGUCUUUGGGGGAGAUAUAAACAGUGAUAAUAUGUCACCAGGAGAUUCGGCAGUUCAAAAUCUCUCUCUGUGGGAAGAAUAUGAAGACCCAUGUCGGGAGUCAGCUGGCCAUGAUAAGCCGUGGACAGUUGGCACUGAACAUCGGCAGAAGCUCCUUCACCACCCAUUUAUGCAAUAUCCCGAAACCUUCAGGGAUAUUCUUUUAGAUGAUGUACAGCGCAGAUACUUCCUACUGGAUGCUGAUGUAGAGGAACAGACACCAGACCUAAUGAAAUGUGUACCGAAGCCUGAUUCAAAUGGGAUCGUUGGAGCUACUGAGUGUGGGGGACGGCGUCGCGUUGACUGUCUGACAUUACGACGCGACAGCAAGGUUUCUCCAACCAGCAUGUGGUUUAGCUCAUCAUUGGCUGGACUGACUGAUCAUGUUCCUGUGGCUUUCAUGUUGGAGGAAGUGUAACCGAGUAACCUGACAAUAGGUGCUAGAAUAUGUGUAUAGGUGUAGUAAAAAUCACAAUACUCUGUUUCAGGAAAUAUUUAUUACAAUUUUGUUCAGAUUUGGAUUUGUGCAGAUGUACAAAGUAUGAUUUUUAUGUUCAGAAGUCGUAGAUUGGAUGUGCAUACUGUUUGAGAUUUGUUUGUAUAAAUUCUUUAUAUUAGAAAAUAUAUUGUUUAAUAACAGUGUUAUAAUUUUUUUGGUAUAGAAUUCCUGAAAGUUCUCUCACUAUUCUUUUCUGUUACUGAAGUGAAACAAAUAAUAAUUUAGAGUAGACAGUGAUUAAUUAAACACUGAAUUUAUUUAAAUGAAUAUAAAAAACUGAAGUGUUCAUCAGUCUCUUCCACUGCAAGUUUAGCACUUGACACUCCCACUUUGUUAACUGUGUGCCACAGCUUUAGACUUGUGAAGGGAAGAGAAUGAUCUUAAGGCCCUUGUUUUCAUUUAAGAACAUUAAAGUCCUAAUAAUCUUAUCUGGAUCUGAUUUGACAUACGAGCACUAGAUGCAUGCUAAAUGGGAGUUUCAGAGUUGGGGAUGAACUUCCAUUUUGAUGCUUGCAUUUUAUAAUUUGUUAUAGUGAAACAUUUCAUUAUAAAGGGAUAAUAGAAGUAGAAUAAAGGAA